Molecule: messenger RNA, 1012 nt
Organism: Oreochromis niloticus (Nile tilapia)
Lineage: Eukaryota; Metazoa; Chordata; Actinopteri; Cichliformes; Cichlidae
Product: H-2 class II histocompatibility antigen, E-S beta chain
Exons: 6
Coding region: 81-839 (252 amino acids)
Biological process (GO): antigen processing and presentation; immune response
Cellular component (GO): membrane; MHC class II protein complex
Source: RefSeq, a predicted model, not a curated record
GCGGUCACAUGACUCUAUCAUCUGCUUUUUAGACCAGCUCUCAGUCAGACUGAGUCAGUUUGUUAGGAGAACUCAGGAACAUGGCUUCAUCUUUUCUCUGCUUCACCCUCCUCUUCAUCAGCAUCCACAAUGCAGAUGGAUUUUUAGAGUAUAUAGUGGAUCGCUGUGACUUUAACUCCACUGAGCUUGAGAACAUGGAGUACAUCUACUCUCACUAUUACAACAAGAUGGAGUACAUCAGGUUCAGCAGCAAUGUGGGGCAGUAUGUUGGAUUCACUGACUUUGGAGUAAGGCUGGCGGAGGUCUGGAACAAUGAUACUGCAGACCUGAAUUUAAUGAGACUUAAGAUAGCAACAUACUGCCAUCACAACAUUGAUAUUAAUGAUCGGGCUAUUCUGACUAAAUCAGUCCAGCCCAGUGUCAGAAUUAAGUCCAUGACCCCGCCUUCUGGUCAGCAUCCUGCCAUGUUGGUCUGCAGCGUCUACGACUUCUUUCCCAGUAAGAUCAAAGUGAGCUGGCUCAGAGAUGGACAGGCCGUGUCCUCUGAUAUCACUUCCACUGAAGAGAUGCCAAAUGGUGAUUGGUACUACCAGACCCACUCCCAACUGGAGUACACACCCAGGUCUGGAGAGAAGAUCUCCUGUGUGGUGGAGCACGCCAGCCUGAAGGAACCUCUGAUCACUGACUGGGAUCCGUCCUCGGACAAAUCAACAUCUGAAUCAACUACGCUGAUCGCCAUCGGAGCCUCUAUACUGACCCUGGGUCUGAUUUUACUUCUGGCUGGAUUUAUUUUCUACAGGUGGAGGGCCCGAGAUCCUACACUGUUUUCCAAUGAAUGAGGCAGGAUCCUGGUUCUAGUCCUUCUUCUUUCUGAUGGAAUAAGAAGCAGCUGCUUUAUGUGUUCAGCAGACAGAUGAUGUCUGGAAUGGGCGACUCUGAACCUGAUCAAUGACGAAACACAUUUAUAGACUUUUACUGGAUAUUUUCAAUCCACAAUAAACAGAAACUCUUA